UGGGCUGCUCACGAGGACGAAAUCCACAGAAAGAAACGCCUCUUCAAAUUAGGGGUAUAAAGUCGAAAUGUCGGGCCCAGAAUAGUAUAUCUGAUGUGGGACGCAUACCAAAAUAUUAACAUUUUAUCUGAGUAGUAGGAAUAUAAUGAAUUUUUUUUUUUCUGUAAUUUUCAAAUUUCCAAUUUAAAGAAGGGGCUAGUCCGGGUCAAGAGUUCAGGGUUUUAAUUCUGCCACCAACUGACUAGGUACCUUCGUUCAACCACAUUCUCAUCUGAAGCCGGGCUACUGGACACCAGAAGGAAGAAUUUGCACACUCCCCACUGGCUUUACAUUCCGUGAUACAAUGAUCCUGCCUCCCGCCGACUCGCCGACGACAGUGUUUUGGCCCAUUUAGCUCACCGUCCGCGCAGGCUUCCAGAGCAACCCUAAGCUCCGCCCCCUCCCCGCAGGACGGCGCGAAAACCCAAUCGACGAGAACUUAUUGGAAAGCCCUCCGGUCCGGUCUGCGUUCGGUCUGCUUUCCCUGCCCCGGCUCCGGUCCCGAGCACUCGGCCUGGGUCGUCCGCCCGGAGGGGUCACCCCGCGCCUACCGGCCGCGCCCCGAGUGCCUCGCCGCCCGCGCUUUCUCAGCGCUCCUUCCCGCGUUCGACUUGGCUGAGCUGGGCCCGGCCUCCGAGCCCGCUCCGGGCCGGUGGGCGCAGGGGAAUCCGAGACGGACCCCGCGGCCCAACUUCGCGCUCCUCCAGGAGCGGGCCGCCUCCAUGGCCGAGACGCUGGCCGACCCGGUCCGCGCAAGGUCCUAGGAGCAGGGGCACCGGGAAGCGGCGAACAUGGUAGGGGUCCUUGCCAUGGCGGCGGCGGCUGCUCCCCCUCCAGUCAAGGACUACGAGAUUGAGCCAUGCAAAAAGCGAAGGAAAGAUGAUGAUGGAUCUUCCUUUAAAACAAUUACGAAAUAUUUAUCACCAAUAGAGAAGACUGGAGUUAGAGUUUUCUCUCCACCAAAAUCCAAUAAUAUUCUGGAUUAUUUUAGAAAAACUUCACCUACAAAUGAGAGGACUCAAUCAACGAAAGAGUGUAAGAUAAAGUCGUCUGCACCAUUGCCUGUGGACAGUGGCAAAGAUUAUAAAACGCCUUUGGAACCGUUCUCAAAUGUACAGUUUAAGAAGAGAGGAAAGAGAGUUAAUUUAUCACGUCAACUAAAUAAUGUUAAAACUGGACAUGAAUCUCCAAUUGAAAUAAGUAGUGAUGAUAGCAAAGAAGACUCUAGUUUAAAUAAUGACUUUGAAGAAAGCAGUCCUUCUGUUUUACUCCACCAGAAACAUGUAGAGGUACCUGCAGAAAGUAUUCAAGAUUUCAAAAACCAGUCAAGCAAUAUGACCCGCAAACAGAAUUCUAAGAAAGUAAACCCUAAACAAGGCACCACAAAAAAUGAUUGCAAGAAAAUAAGAAAAAGGAAGCACAGAGAUGUAGUAGAUCUCUCCGAAAGUUUAUCCUUGGCAAAGGAACUAAAUCUUAAAAAAGACGGUAAAGAUAAUCAACAGAUAAUAUCUUCCCUAACUGAUGAAAUAGAGAGUACUGCGCAUGAUGCAAACCCUGGAGAUAAUGUAUCUAAAAUCGCUCAGUUAAAUGAUAACACAAUAACUGUUCCAUAUGAGGAAUUUUUAAAAAGUCACAAGGAAAACAAAGUGGAACAGCUACCAGACUCUACAACGUCAGUGUCAAUUUGUGUCCCCUCUGAAACUGUUGGAGAGAUAGUCAAAAGUGGUUAUAUAAGUGAUACAGAAACCUGUGAAAAUUCUCAGCAGGUACACUUUAAGACAAUGACUGUUCUUGCACAAGUUCACCCUGUACCCCCUAAAAAGGCAGGGAAAAUACCCUCAAUUUUCUUGAAACAAAAGCAAAUUGAAAUGGAAAAUAGUCUCUCUGAUCCUGAAAGUGAACAGACAGUUCAGAAAAGAAAAUCUAAUGUUGUUAUACAGGAGGAAGAACUAGAAUUGGCAGUGUUGGAAGCUGGAAGUUCUGAAGCUGUGAAGCCAAAGUGCACUCUAGAAGAAAGACAGCAGUUUAUGAAAGCAUUUAGGCAGCCAGCAUCAGAUGCACUUAAAAACGGAGUGAAGAAGUCUUCUGAUAAACACAAAGACCUUAAUGAAAAAGCUUUACUUGAGGAAGGAAGAGACAGUAGUUCUAAAAACAUCCUGGAAAAUGCUAAUAUCCAAAUGAUUUCAAAUAACGACACUUCACAGUCACACACUGAUAAAGGAAGUUUUCCUAAGGAGAAAAGUAAGAAACUAAAGCAAAAGAGUAAGAAAACAUUAGAUACUGGGGUUGUACUAGGUGAGACUAGAGAAGGAAAUACCCAAAAGAAAGAAACAACCUCUUUAAAAGAUAAGCAAAGUCAAAAUAGAGUUACAAUGAGUUUAAGGCGUAAGAAAACAGAAGUUUUCAAAAGCAGCACAUUAUUUAAAAGUAAAAGUCUUGUUUGUGACGAUAUAGCAAAGGCUGACCCUUUAGAGAUUUCCUCUCUACAUAACAACAGUAAGUCAUCAAGAAAAACCAGUCUUCCGGUUAGGGAUGUCCAAGUUAGACAUUCUAAAGCUGAGCCUGAAGACAGCUUGGUAAAUGUUUCCACACCCAAACCAACCAGAAGGUCUGUGAGAAGGAGCAGCACACCUACCGCAAUAAUCAUCAGGGGUUCUGAUUUUGAAGAUUCGGAAGAUAAUAGUCCAAUAAAGGCUUCCACUCCAAAAGCAGCCAGCUUUUCAGGAAAGCGUAAUUUAUAUACAGCGGAAUUAAUAACAGUACCCUUUGAUUCGGAGAGUCCUAUUAGAAUGAAAUUCACCAGAAUUACUACUCCCAAAAAAUCUAAGAAAAAAUCUAAGAAAAGAGGUAAGAAAAGAUCUCAGAAAUCUGAAGCAACUGAUGGAGAUUUCACUUCUCAGACCAGAAAGGCAAGUAAUGCUUCAAAAAACAUAUCAAAAGCAAAACGAUUGAUUGAAAAAGCAAAAGCUAUACACAUUAGUAGGUCAAAGGCUACCGAUGAAAUACCAACACCUUUAAGGCGUUCCUCUAGACGUCAGGCGCUUACUGAAAGGAAGAAAUUGUCAGAAGCAGAAGACUCUGUAAUAAUAAUAGAUUCAAGCCCUACUUCUUUAAAGCAGCCUGAGAAAAAUCAGAAGAAGCUUAAGUGUUUGAAUGAUGUGCUGGGAAAAAACUUUAACCAGUCAUCCAAAAACGUACCUGGAAAAAUGAAAGUCGCGCCUUUAUUUCUUGCCAGAAAACCUCAAAAAACAGCUGAUCCUGUCCUUGGAUUUGAUGAAAGCAGUCAAGAUACAUCUGAAAGAUCUCAGAACUGUGACGUGCAGUUUAAAGCAAAGCGUGAAUUUCUAAUGAGUGGUUUGCCAGAUUUGUUGAAACGACAGAUUGCAAAGAAAUCGGCUGCUCUGGAUGCAUACAAUGCAGCGAGUACCAGUUUCCCGAGAGUUGUUCAUAUUCAACAAAAAGAUGAUGGGUGCCGUUUGUGGCAUUUGACACUACCCUCUUGUCCUCUCUUAACUAAAUUUAAAGAACCAAAUACUAAAGUAAUAAAUGUCUCAAAGCGUGCUAUUGCCCUUGGUGAAUUUUCAACAUUGAAUUCAAAUUCAAAAAGCAACAAUUCUGCUGUUGUGUUUAUGGGAACAAGGAAAGAUUUUACUGAAAAAGUAAGGAACCUUUUGCUGGAGGAGAUUAGGUGGUCAAAUCCUGAAUUUUCUUUGAAAAAUUAUUUCCCUUUGCUUCUGAGAAAACGAACUGAGCACCUGGUACUUACUGAAUGUCUUGGUAACCAAGAAAACCCACAACUAGAACCCGAUGUUAAUCAAAAAGAAACCAAAAGGAAACGAGUGGAAACUGAAAAUUAUAAGUCUAAAAGAAAGAAACCAAAUGAAUAUUCAGAAAGUCCAAAAAAGACAAAUGGGAAACUUGAAGAACUUGAGAGAAGAAACAACUCCUCUGGGAUAAAGUUAGAUUCUUCCAAAGGUAUAUUUUCUAAAACAUCCAGGAAGAAACAGACCGUUUUAAGUAUAACAUGUAAAGUGGAAACAGAAGGAGCAGAAGAUUUUGAUAUUCUAAUAAUAGAUGAUGACAAAGAAUCUACACCAGCAGUAUCUUCUAUUCCUGAUUCUGGAAUUGAAGACAUGCUUUGGACGGAAAAGUAUCAACCUCAGAAUUCCAGUGAACUCAUAGGCAAUGAGCCAGCCAUAAAAAAGUUACAUAGUUGGCUGAAAGACUGGAAAAGAAGAGCUGAGGUAGAAGAAAGACAGAAUUUGAAGGGAAGAAAGGAUGAGAAACAGGAAGAUCCAUCGGACAACAUAGAUUUUAAAGAAAGUUCAGAUGAUGAAGAGAGUCGUCUUUGCAAUACUGUUCUCAUAACAGGGCCAACUGGAGUGGGGAAAACUGCUGCUGUGUACGCCUGUGCUCAGGAGCUUGGAUUUAAGAUAUUUGAAGUGAAUGCCUCUUCCCAGCGCAGUGGUAGACAAAUUUUAUCUCAACUAAAGGAAGCCACUCAGUCCCAUCAAGUAGAUAAGCAAGGUGUGAACUCACAAAAACCUUGUUUUUUUAAUAACUACAACAUAGGCAAGUCACCAAAAAAAUUAAGCUCCCCUAGGAAAGUUGUUACAUCACCAGGAAAAAUUCCUCCGCCCUCGCCAAAAAGUAGUGGACCAAAGCGAGCACUCCCUCCUAAAACUUUGGCAAAUUAUUUUAAAGUGUCUUCUAAGCCAAAAAAUAAUGAAGAAAUAGGAACACUUCAGGAAAAUAAUAAAGGAAUCAAAAGUUCUUUUGAACAGAAACAAAUUACUCAGCCUAAAUCUGCAAAUACAGUUAAUUCAAACAAAGAAUUUGGAGUGGAGGAAUCCAACAGGAAAAAUGCAACUUCUCUUAUUCUUUUUGAGGAGGUUGAUGUAAUUUUCGAUGAAGAUGCUGGGUUUUUGAAUGCAAUCAAAACAUUCAUGGCAACAACUAAAAGACCUGUAAUCCUUACUACAAGUGAUCCAACAUUUAGUUUAAUGUUUGAUGGAUGCUUUGAAGAAAUCAAAUUUAAUACACCUUCCCUACUUAACGUUGCCAGCUACCUACAGAUGAUCUGCUUGACUGAGAAUUUUAGAACUGAUAUAAAAGACUUUGCCACCUUUCUAACUGCAAAUACUUGUGAUAUCAGAAAAAGUAUUCUUUAUUUACAGUUCUGGAUUAAAAGUGGAGGUGGAUAUUUAGAAGAAAGGCCAUUAUCCCUUUGUGGAGGAAAUAGCAGGAAUGUUCAACUAGUUUGCUCUGAAAAUGGCCCUGAGUCUAAGAAGAAGCCUAAAAAUACUAAAAAGAAUCCUACAGAUCUUCCCAAAUGUGAUACUGGCUGUGCUGAGACUUUGUUUGGCCUCAAGAACAUUUUUUCCCCAUCUGAAGACGUAUUUUCUUUUUUAAAGCACAAAAUCACAACAAAGGAAGAAUGGCAUAAACUCAUCCAGCUUCUUACAGAAUUCCAAACACGAAAUGUGGAUUUUUUAUAUAGUAAUCUUGAGUUUAUUCUACCAUUACCAGUUGAUACCAUUCCAGAAACAAAAAAUCUCUGUGGCUUGUCAGUAACUGUGGGUGCCAGUCCAGCAAUGACAAGUAUGAGAUAUCUUGCUAGGAACCAUUCAGAAGGAGAGCAGCCAUCAAAAAAGUCACAAAGAAAGAAAUAUAAGAAAAAGAUAGUCACACUAGAUGAUAGUGACUUAUUUGACACCGAAUUGGACUUUUCUCAUGAAUUUAUUAGCCAAUCCUCUGCCUAUUUUUCAAGUUCAGAAGAAAGCAAAGCCAGAGAAGAAGAAAGCAUACCAGAGACAAAGAAACCAAACAAAUGCUUAGAAUCUAACAUUGAUUCUGUUCCUCAUCCUCCUAAAACACCAGCUGAAAAAAAAUGUUCUGGCCUUGUUUCUCACUGUUUAAAUUCCCUCACUGAGUUCAUGGAUAACAUGUCCUUCUUAGAUGCUCUUUUAACUGAUGUAAAGGAAUUUGGUAAAAAUGACUUUACUUGGACAAACGGAAAGGUUAAAAAUGGACUUUGUGAUGAGUUUAGUCUUGAAAGUAGUGAUGGUUGGCCUUCUCAACGCUCUGGAGAAUUAAAGGCAGUUGUAGAAGCUCUUAGCUUUACUAAGUGCUCUUCUGCUAUGUCGAAAGCAUUGGAAACCUCUUUAAAUUCUUGCAAGAAAUUUGGAAGAGAUCCAACUAAAGACCUUACUUUUUAUGUUUCACAACAGCGUAACAACGUAUACUUUAGUCAAUCAGUGGCUAAUUUAGAUGAUGCGCGGAAGAGGAUAGCAGUCAUUAAAAGCGUAUUCUCUAGUCGAUCUCUUCUGAACCUGGGUAAUAGACAAGCUAGUAUAAUUGAAUACUUGCCAACUCUUCGAAACAUUUGUAGGACUGAGAAGCUAAAAGAACAAGGAAAAAGUAAAAGAAGGUUCCUGCAUUAUUUUGAAGGAAUUCAUCUUGACAUUCCUAAAAAGACUAUGAACACUUUGGCAGCCGACUUCCCUUAAUAUUCCAUGUUAAUGAUGCCUUGUACAGAUUAUUAUGUGGUCCUUAAUAUACAUUUUUAUAUUACGUUGAUUUUUGUGGAAGAGCCGUGUCUCUGUAAUGUACAUUUAUAACAGACUAUUUUGUAUAUUUCUUUAUUAGUGUGCAAACAUUUAAAAUGAAAAAAUUUGAGUUACUUAUUGCAUGUAUGAUUGUGGUGGUAUUUUCUUUUUGGAAUUUUUUGUAUUAUUUGAUUUAACUUUUUUGGAGUAUUUUUAUAUGUGAAUGAGCUGUUUCUAGAAGUUAGAGUUCACUAAGAUAUUUCAGUGCUAAACUAAAAUUUUCUUUUACAUAUUCCUCUCCAAGUAUUGGUGCUGUGUUGAAUUGUAAAUAUGAAUCACCUAGAUGACGACCUUAAGUUUACAAAAUCCAAAAUUACGUACGUAAUACAUAAGGAAACUUCUAUGAAGAAAAUCAUGCUCGUUUUUCAAAAAGAUCUUCCUGAUAAAUUUUUGAGGUGUACUCCUCUAGCAUAUACCAUUGAAUCAUUGAAUGUUGACAAAGUGAAAUCAAGAUUAUGAAAUUAUAAUUUUCAUAAAUUUUUUUAGCAACCAUACAUGUGAUAUCUUGUGUAUUUCGCCAACUCAAAUAAUUUGCCUUGUACAUUUUCUUGUAUUUUCAUAUCACCAAUGUUUUAUUUCACUUAAGAUAUUAAUGAUGUUAAUAUAUCUAUCGUGUUCAAACUGCUAUUCAUUAAAACUAAAAAAAAGA
Molecule: messenger RNA, 7296 nt
Organism: Loxodonta africana (African savanna elephant)
Lineage: Eukaryota; Metazoa; Chordata; Mammalia; Proboscidea; Elephantidae
Gene: ATAD5
Product: ATPase family AAA domain containing 5
Exons: 23
Coding region: 831-6548 (1905 amino acids)
Cellular component (GO): nucleus
Molecular function (GO): DNA binding; ATP hydrolysis activity; DNA clamp unloader activity
Source: RefSeq, a predicted model, not a curated record